AUGGGUAUAAAAAGUGCGCUUAAAAUGGAUAAGAAAAAUGUUUCAAAACAAACAUCACAUAUACCUAUGUUUCUUGUUCAUCAACAACCAAAUAUAUUAAAUGAUACUGGAGAGGAUGGUUCUUUUCCAAUUAGAGAUGAAUGGUUGGAUAUAACUAAUCGAAUUGAUGAACAUCCAUCUACUGAAGAAUUGGCAUAUGAUUCAGCCAGUCAAAUGGCAUAUUUAAUUCGUGAACGACAGAAUGAUGAAAGCUGUAAAUCGUCGGUUGCUGCAUGCGAUGCUUAUACGUCAAUGUGGCCACAAAUCGAUGGUCUUUGCGACUUAUUUUUUGUAAAGUGUUUGGUUGAAGUAGCCGGUAUGAUUUGCCGUAAUUAUACUGAGAAGGAUAUUUUCAAAUAUGCACCAGACUUAUGCGAUAAUGUAUCCGAUUUCUGUACUCAAAACCGAGAAGCAACGAUUUCAUUCUGCUGGGCGUAUCUCUAUCAUCGAUAUGGAGAAAUUUCAAUGAAUCCGCAACCUUCAAAGACAAGACUUAACAAAUUUAUAGAAAAUUUCAUUUAA
Molecule: messenger RNA, 561 nt
Organism: Cercopithifilaria johnstoni
Lineage: Eukaryota; Metazoa; Nematoda; Chromadorea; Rhabditida; Onchocercidae
Source: the annotation of a GenBank genome assembly